GGUCUGUGUAAUAGAGGAUGGCGGAGGUCUGCUGAACCCACUGGUCGUCUACGAACAUCAAGCGGCUCAUCAAGGACCGAGCGGGGGCACAGGAGGCCCUCUCCUAUUCAUCUUCCUGUCCACUGCUCAAACCGCUGCUGCUGCUACGGCUUGCCUGCAAUAGUGACAGUACCAUUGUUUUCAAACCGAAAAAGUUUUUACUGAAACUACAGUUCUUUUCUUGCAAAAAAAAAAAAAAAGCACUGAAGAUCUGCAGCCAUGACUGAGUUUUGGUUAAUCUCUGCUCCUGGAGAAAAAACCUGCCAACAGACCUGGGAAAAGCUGAUGGCUGCCACCACCAAGAAUAACAAUCUGUCUACAAAUGCCAAGUUUAACAUACCAGAUCUGAAGGUGGGCACUCUGGAUGUGCUGGUCGGCCUCUCUGAUGAACUGGCUAAACUGGACGCGUUUGUUGAAGGGGCAGUGAAGAAGGUAGCUCAGUAUAUGGCUGACGUUCUGGAGGACAGCCGAGAUAAAGUUCAAGAAAACCUUUUGGCCAAUGGAGUGGAUUUGGUGACGUACAUAACCAGGUUCCAGUGGGAUAUGGCAAAGUACCCAAUUAAACAGUCGCUGAAGAAUAUUUCGGAAAUAAUUGCAAAAGGUGUAACACAGAUUGACAAUGAUCUGAAAGCCAGAGCCUCUGCCUACAAUAAUCUAAAAGGAAAUCUACAGAAUCUGGAGAGAAAAAAUGCAGGAAGUCUCAUUACAAGAAGUCUGGCUGAAAUUGUGAAGAAAGAUGACUUUGUGCUGGAUUCAGAAUAUCUGAUUACACUGUUGGUAGUCGUUCCAAAAAAUAACUACACUGACUGGAUGAAGGAAUAUGAAACCCUCUCUGAAAUGGUUGUUCCUCGAUCUAGCAAUGUUCUUUCAGAAGACCAGGACAGUUACCUCUGUAAUGUCACCCUGUUCAGAAAAGCUGUAGAUGACUUCAGGCACAAAGCAAGAGAAAAUAAGUUUGUUGUCCGUGACUUCCAGUAUAACGAAGAGGAAAUGAAAGCGGAUAAAGAAGAAAUGAACAGACUCUCCACAGAUAAGAAGAAACAGUUUGGACCUCUGGUACGAUGGCUUAAAGUGAAUUUCAGUGAAGCUUUUAUUGCCUGGAUUCAUGUGAAAGCUCUGAGAGUCUUUGUGGAGUCUGUGUUACGGUAUGGCUUGCCAGUUAACUUUCAAGCCAUGUUGCUCCAACCCAACAAGAAGACCAUGAAGAAACUGAGAGAAGUUCUGAAUGAUUUGUACAAGCAUCUGGACAGCAGCGCUGCCUCUAUUAUAGAUGCCCCUAUGGAUAUCCCUGGGCUAAACCUCAGCCAGCAAGAAUACUACCCAUAUGUGUACUACAAGAUUGAUUGCAACUUACUGGAAUUUAAGUAAAACAAAACCCAUAUUAUCCUGUUGUCAGAACUGAAAUGAGUUUCAAGUACAGAGAGACCGUUCACCAGCUAACCCUGUGCUUGCGUCUCAUUCCUCUUAGCCAAGUGAUAUCCAACGUAGUUCCUUCCCCGAAAACCUUUUCUUUUAAAGAAUGUUCUAUAGAUAUUGUUGCUUUUAAUCAAUGGGGUAUUGAAAUGUCCACUGAAACAGAAGAGUCUAUUUAUAAAGAGAUUUAUUUAACUCCUGCAGCGCGAGAGCAGUCGGUGUGGCAUGUCGGAAAUUCCCAACCCCAAAGGUUCCCCGUGAUCCCAUUCCUCAUUCGUACGUAAGGUGUUUAAUAUUCAUUUUGGAACAUCUCUGCCCAUAUAGAUCUUGUUUACAAGGGGUCGAUGGUGUAAUCGUUUUAUACCAUUCCAUUCACUGUAUUUAGUCCAUAAAGCUGUUCUGAUGUGGCGUCGUGAUGUAACGUGUCAUGUAAAUCUAUUUAAUGUACGUGCUUUCUGAAUGUUUGAUGAUGAUCUCGGACCACUGUCUGUACUCACAGGAGGAAUAAAACGUACCUGUGCAACAA
Molecule: messenger RNA, 1978 nt
Organism: Xenopus laevis (African clawed frog)
Lineage: Eukaryota; Metazoa; Chordata; Amphibia; Anura; Pipidae
Gene: atp6v1c1.L
Product: ATPase, H+ transporting, lysosomal 42kDa, V1 subunit C1 L homeolog
Biological process (GO): proton transmembrane transport
Cellular component (GO): proton-transporting V-type ATPase, V1 domain; lysosomal membrane; vacuolar proton-transporting V-type ATPase, V1 domain
Molecular function (GO): proton-transporting ATPase activity, rotational mechanism; proton transmembrane transporter activity
Source: RefSeq, marked provisional